This is a messenger RNA of Striga hermonthica, 339 nucleotides long. NCBI's taxonomy places the organism in Eukaryota, Viridiplantae, Streptophyta, Magnoliopsida, Lamiales, Orobanchaceae. The record is from the annotation of a GenBank genome assembly.
AUGGUGAAGGGGAGGCAAGGCGAGCGCGUCAGACUAUAUGUCCGUGGUACAAUCCUCGGAUACAAAAGGUCGAAGUCGAAUCAGUACCCAAACACGUCGCUGAUACAGAUUGAGGGGGUGAACACGCAGGAGGAGGUGUCGUGGUACCUCGGAAAGCGAAUGGCUUACAUUUACAAGGCGAAGGUGAAGAAGAAUGGGUCCCACUACCGCUGCAUAUGGGGGAAGGUCACGCGCCCUCACGGAAACAGCGGCGUGGUUCGAGCCAAGUUCAAGUCCAAUCUGCCUCCAAAAUCCAUGGGAGAUAGAGUAAGGGUGUUCAUGUACCCGAGCAACAUUUGA